Callorhinchus milii (elephant shark) is the source of this 2193-nucleotide messenger RNA. Its product is annotated as nephrocan-like. Gene Ontology annotation, molecular function: protein binding. The coding region runs from base 196 to 1761 and encodes 521 amino acids. The transcript is spliced from 3 exons. Lineage: Eukaryota; Metazoa; Chordata; Chondrichthyes; Chimaeriformes; Callorhinchidae. The record is from RefSeq and is a predicted model, not a curated record.
AUGUUGUCGGUCGGUCGGUCUGUUUCCAGGCACCACAGCAUUUAAAAAGGGGGAAACAGCGCGUCGUGCAGCAGCGGAUCGAGGUUCCCUCCCGGAUUAGGGGGCGCAGAGCUGCUGCAGCCUCUCAUACCGCCGUCGGUGUGGCUUCUCCGCGGUGUUUGUUUGUCUGUAUGUACGUAUGUGGCCGUUGUGUAAAUGCUCACGAAGAUGCUCGUCUUACUCUGUGCGCUUUCCGCGGUGACCUGCCUGAGCCUGUGCCUGGGCGAUUGCCCUAAAAGGUGCGUCUGUGACUCUUCCAAAGAGGUGCAAUGCUACAGGAUCACAUCUGUUCCCAGAGCCAUCCCGCGGGAUACCAGGAAAGUUCAUCUUGGACGCAAUAACAUCAAGCAACUGCGGGUUUCAGAUUUCAACGGGCUCACCAGGCUUGAGGAUCUUGUGUUGGUUUCAUGUGGAGUGGAAGUGGCAGAAGCUAACACAUUUACAACCCUGAAGAAUCUGAGAACACUGGAGCUAUGGAAGAACAAAUUGAGGAAUGUUCCUGGCAAGUUCCCCUCAAACUUGGAAGUGUUAAAACUGGGUAAUAACAGAAUUCAGAAUAUACGGGAGACUGACUUUGAAGGAUUAACAAAACUUAAGGUCCUGGAACUUCAGAACAAUAGGAUCUCUGCCAUCCACACCGGUGUUUUAUCAUCUAUUUAUAGGCUGGAAAGUCUUGUCUUGGACGGUAACGGUCUUGAAAUAUUAAUAGGUCCACUAAAGCUUGCUCACCUGAAACGUUUAAGCAUUCAGAACAACAAAUUGUCUUCUCUGCCUUCAAACUUCUUCAGUUUCUUACCAUCGUUGCUUUUCCUCAGUUUAUCGGGGAACGCAUUUCGAAAGGUCCCACAAGAAAUGCCACCAUCAUUGUGGUCUUUAAAACUGGACAGAAAUAUGAUCAGAGUAUUACGGAUUCAAGACAUGAACUAUCUCAGUCAUCUCUCUGAGCUCUCCCUUUCCGAAAAUAGACUUUCUGCAGCAAAUGAGGCUCUGGCAUUGACAAAUUUAUCCAUAGUAGACCUGUCAAAAAACCAUCUGAAAUCAGUGCCCACCAGGUUCCCGUCACAGCUUCGGACAUUAGAUUGCAGCCACAACUUUAUCCAAAAACUUACACUGAAGGAAUUCACUGGACUGUGCGAGCUGAAACAUCUGUUCCUAGAAUACAACAACAUCACUUUUAUUGAUCCAGAUGCACUGCAGCACUGUCUGCAUCUUUCAGAUUUGGCACUGGAGCAGAAUCAUUUGUCGUUCUUCCCAAAUGGACUUCCAGACACUCUUAUAAGGCUAGAUCUGAAAGGAAAUAAUAUCAAAAUCAUUUGCAAAGAGACAGUUGAAAAACUGAAGCGGCUGCAAGUUCUGAAUCUACGUAACAACAGGUUGUCAUCUCUCAACCCGGAUUUACUUGGAUACCUCCCCCGCCUCAAACGGCUUUACCUGGAUGGAAACCCCUGGAACUGUACAUGUGACCUCAUGGAAACGCGAAUGUUUCUGACGGCAAGAUAUCUGGAUAUCAGAAGCGGUCACUGUGCCACCCCAGUCCAUUAUCGGGGUGAAACCUGGAUUUCUUCUAUCAAGGUUCUGAACAGUUGUGGACACAAUUCUAAAAGUGGCUCAAAAGGAAAAGCAAUUCUUCCAAAUGACGCAAAGAAAGCACAAAAUAAUGAUAGCCUGAAUACCAACAGCCAAACUGACAAUGAGGAAUAUUAUGACUACGAUACAGAUUAAGAAUCAGUGACCAACAUCUUAAUUGCUUAACACUUCUAAUUGCACGUGGAUGUGAACCUAUAACCAAUGGGCUAAUCUAAAUUGAAAUUUACUUUUUAAGUGUAAUUUAAUUUUAAAUUCUGCAAAUAGUCACCAAUUGUUAGUGGAAGCUCGGUUUACACUAUGAAUCCCUUGAAAUAGACAGUUGCAAUUUAGCGCGUGUGUACCAUAAUUUCCUUUACUAUUCAAUUGCAAUUCAAACAGAUUUUUGGGAUGAUUUACUUUGUCAUUGGAUGGAUCAGAAACAUUUGCAUAAGCAUGGACCCACUUUUGAGUUGGAAGCCUUGAAUUAACAUUAUUUUUGUUUGACCUUUAUGAAAGGAUAACAUCAUAAUCUGAGUGUAUGUUUAAGAAAUUUGUGAUACCAGGCACAAUAUGUUUUAGUAAAACGUG